This is a messenger RNA of Nilaparvata lugens (brown planthopper), 1348 nucleotides long. RefSeq lists its product as uncharacterized. NCBI's taxonomy places the organism in Eukaryota, Metazoa, Arthropoda, Insecta, Hemiptera, Delphacidae. The record is from RefSeq and is a predicted model, not a curated record. Gene Ontology annotation, biological process: detection of chemical stimulus involved in sensory perception of smell; sensory perception of smell. Gene Ontology annotation, cellular component: plasma membrane. Gene Ontology annotation, molecular function: odorant binding; olfactory receptor activity. The transcript has 5 exons. Bases 15 to 1127 code for a protein of 370 amino acids.
UAAUAAAUAUAUUUAUGGUAUUGUCCAAUGAGAGAGACAAUAUGGAAAAAUGUGUGUUGGCGUUCAAGGACUUAUUAGCCGUAAGUGGCAUGUUCACCUGUUCUCUAAAACGAUUUAGUAGACCUGAAGAAAGCAUUGAAUUGACUCAUAUGAUUGAGGAAGAGCAUCUCUUGGACGGCUAUCAACUGAAUAGGACUGCCUCAAGUUGGGUAAAAGUUGUCAAUAACUACAAAAAUAAGAGAAAAGAACUGAAAGCUAUGAGUAAUAUUUCAUUAGUGUUUAGUUUCUGCGCAUGCUCAGGACUUUUAGUGAGAUAUCCAAUGGUGAGAUUACUUGAAUCAAAUCCAGAGGAUCGACUACGUGGCUUUCCAACUCCAUUCGUCUCCUAUAUUCCUCCAGAGUUUGAUCAGAUUUCAUUUGUAGUGUACAUAUUCAUAUUGCAUUUUCUGAUCAUUAUCCUUUUCGCGUUUGAGGCCUUUACUGCCUAUACGGCCCUAUUACAAAGUCUCAAGAAACUGCUAUCAGACUAUGAGAACAUUUAUAUUUUGUUGGACGACAUCAAGCAUUCAACUGGGUCUUCUCAGGAAAAGGAAUUUACCAGUAAUGAAAAACAAAUUCAAAGAGUCGAUGAUGUAAACAAUGAAGAGGAUCUAAGGAAAAAUAUGAGGCUCAUUGUGAAUUAUCAUCAGUACAUAAACAGAAGUUUUGAAAAAUGCGUUAGAUGUUCAGAGUAUCCGAUUAUGGUUUUAAGUAUCCUGAUAAUUCUGGACUCCUGCUUCAAUAUCUUCUUCAUGAUGCAGGUGAAAAAUCCAAAUGUAGCUAUUAGUCAUGGAUCAUCUUUCUUCUUCAACAAUAUAUUCCUUCUUCUUUGCUAUAACAGUGGUCAGCAAAUUCUCAAUCAGAACGAAAUAUUCCGAAGACAUGUUGCAGAGCUUCCGUGGAUCAACAAGCCCAAGUGGUUCAAACAGAGCAUGCUAAUCAUGAUGAAUCGAACUAAUGUCGACACUGAAAUAAAGCCUUAUGGAAUCUUCGUACUCAACCUCACAACGUACAAAGAUUUGUUGAAAGCUGCAUUCUCGUUUGGGAAUAUUCUUUAUACUCAAAAAAUGAUUCGUAAAGAGCAUUGAAAAUCUCAAAUGGAUUGGGUGGGUUUUGAUAGUUUCAUUACACCACCAAAUCCUUUCUGGAUGAUAUGUUACACCAGACAUGCAAAGGAAAUUAACAAGAGAUGAUGCAGUGGUCAAUGCAGGGCUUGGCCUUUCUGGCUCAGGUUCCCUCUGGUAUUGAUUUUAUUUGUUUUCAAGGGAAAAAUCAUAAUUAUUGUUACUAUGAUUUAUUUGUGAUGGUG